Messenger RNA from Acanthosepion pharaonis, 561 nucleotides. NCBI's taxonomy places the organism in Eukaryota, Metazoa, Mollusca, Cephalopoda, Sepiida, Sepiidae. The record is from the annotation of a GenBank genome assembly.
AUGUAUAUUCAUCUAUCUAUCUAUCUAUCUAUCUAUCUAUCUAUCUAUCUAUCUACGUAUCUCAGUCUAUUCAUAUCUAUCUAUCUAUCUAUCUAUCUAUCUAUCUAUUUUUAUUCAUAUAUAUUACAUUCUGUUAUCUAUCUAUCUAUCUAUUCAUAUAUAUUAUAUUCUGUUAUCUAUCUAUCAAUGUAUAUAUAUCUAUUUACCUAUCGAUCGAUCGAGCUAUGUGUAUCCAUAUAUAUCUCACUUUGUUAUCUAUAUAUCCAUGUAUAUUCAUAUAUAUUCCUAUCUAUCUAUCUAUCUAUCUAUCUAUCUAUCUAUCUAUCUAUCUAUCUAUUAUAUUCUGUUAUUUAUCUAUCUAUCCAUGUAUAUACAUCUAUCUAUCUAUAUCCAUAUAUAUCUCAGUUUGUUAUCUAUCUAUCUAUCUAUCUUUCUUGUAUUCAUAAUAUUCUGUUAUCUAUCUAUCUAUCUAUCUAUCUAUCUAUCUAUCUAUCUAUCUAUCUAUGUGUAUUCAUAACAUUCUGUUAUCUAUCUAUAUCUCCCUAUCUUACAUCUAUAUAA